Molecule: messenger RNA, 1350 nt
Organism: Megalops cyprinoides (Indo-Pacific tarpon)
Lineage: Eukaryota; Metazoa; Chordata; Actinopteri; Elopiformes; Megalopidae
Product: tubulin alpha chain, testis-specific-like
Exons: 4
Coding region: 106-1350 (414 amino acids)
Biological process (GO): mitotic cell cycle; microtubule cytoskeleton organization
Cellular component (GO): cytoplasm; microtubule
Molecular function (GO): GTP binding; structural constituent of cytoskeleton
Source: RefSeq, a predicted model, not a curated record
CAGCGUGAGUGUAUAUCCAUUCACGUGGGCCAGGCGGGAGUGCAGAUAGGAAAUGGAUGCUGGGAGCUGUACUGCCUGGAGCAUGGCAUCCAGCCAGACGGCAACAUGCCGAGUGACAAGACCAUCGGCGGUGGGGAUGACUCCUUCAGCACCUUCUUCAGCGAGACUGGUGCUGGAAAACAUGUUCCUCGGGCCGUGUUUGUGGAUCUGGAGCCAACAGUCGUGGAUGAGGUUCGGUCUGGUAGGUAUCGGCAGUUGUUCCAUCCGGAGCAGCUCAUCACUGGCAAAGAGGAUGCGGCCAACAACUAUGCCCGUGGGCACUAUACUGUAGGCAAAGAGGUCAUUGACAUAGUUCUGGAGCGUGUUCGCAAACUGACUGAGCAGUGCACAGGGCUUCAGGGCUUCCUCAUCUUCCACAGCUUUGGUGGCGGCACUGGGUCUGGCUUCACUUCCCUGUUGAUGGAGCGCCUGUCUGUUGACUACAGCAAGAAGUCCAAGCUGGAGUUUGCCAUCUACCCAGCUCCUCAGGUGUCCACUGCUGUGGUGGAGCCCUACAACUCCAUCCUCACCACCCACACCACCCUGGAGCACUCUGACUGCGCUUUCAUGGUGGAUAAUGAGGCCAUCUACGACAUAUGCCGGCGCAACCUGGACAUUGAGCGCCCAUCAUACACCAACCUCAACAGGCUCAUUGCCCAGAUCGUCUCCUCCAUCACCGCUUCCCUGCGUUUCGAUGGUGCUUUGAAUGUGGACCUCACUGAGUUCCAGACCAACCUGGUGCCCUACCCCCGCAUCCAUUUCCCCCUAGUUACCUAUUCUCCCAUCAUUUCUGCCGAGAAGGCUUACCAUGAGCAGCUUUCAGUUGCUGAGAUCACCGGUUCCUGCUUUGAGCCGGCCAACCAGAUGGUGAAGUGUGACCCCCGUCAUGGCAAGUACAUGGCCUGCUGCAUGCUUUACCGUGGAGAUGUGGUCCCCAAGGAUGUGAAUGCUGCCAUUGCCAACAUCAAGACCAGGCGUACCAUUCAGUUUGUGGACUGGUGCCCUACAGGUUUUAAGGUGGGCAUCAAUUAUCAGCCCCCGACUGUGGUGCCAGGGGGAGAUCUGGCCAAGGUGCAGAGGGCAGUGUGCAUGCUGAGCAACACUACCGCCAUCGCUGAGGCCUGGGCCCGCCUGGACCACAAGUUCGAUCUCAUGUACGCCAAACGUGCCUUCGUGCACUGGUACGUGGGUGAGGGCAUGGAGGAGGGCGAGUUUUCCGAGGCACGUGAGGAUUUGGCGGCUUUGGAGAAGGAUUACGAGGAGGUGGCCACAGACUCAGUGGAAGUCGACCAGGUGGAAGACGAGUUCUGA